AUGAGUUGCAUGUUUCUAACGACUUCCUACACGACGACAUUCGCUUUUGACCGGCCCCAGCAUACGCUCAUCUUUGCGUCCUUUCUUUCGGGUGUAUCGCUCUUGAUUUUAAGCAGAUUCGAUAUCAAUAUUCCACGCAUACCCCAACCGCAGCACAAAUACACUGCCAUCCCUCUCGCCGAACGCGGUGAUCAACCAUCCGGAGAGGCGCCUCUUUCGCUCAGCAGUCCGAUCAGUGAUUUCUUCCUUACAAAAUCGGGUAAUCGGAGAUGGUGGACCAAGAUUGCCUUGAUUUCGAUGCUUGGCUGGAUAAGGGUAGAGUUGCAUCGCCAGGUGACCUUUAAGAUUGAGUGCGCGCCAGUCGGAUACGCAUACGCGAUACCGUUCCUCGUUUCAAUCUACGAUUAUUGGCGCAAUCAACGAUCACGUUCAAUCCCAGAAGGCUCCGACACUGAUUCAGAAAUCUCUCUCAAUGCGCAAAUUCGCAAACUGGUCAUCAUUGCCCGACAUGUACACGCCGUUUUCUGUCAGAGCCGCAUGCGAUACGUCAUAUCGGCUACUUUUCUCAUGAUUGGCGGAGUAGUGGCAUCGGAGUUUCAAGAAGGCAUACAGUCGACUUAUAUCUGCCCAAUCAGUUCGGGCCAAUAUGCCGUACUGCGGUUCAUCAGGAUUUUGAGUGUCUUGCUUGACUUGGUGAUCUUGAUUAGCGGAGUUGCUGGUUUUUGGACCCUGAUCGCAAUUAUUCUCGCCAUUCGGACCAGGGAUCAGAUUGACGGCAUUGUCACCUCUCACUACUUGCCAAGCGCAUUCAAUCAAAGUCUGCUGAUGACUCUCCUUGUGCUUUCCACUUCUCAGCUUAUACCGUUUUACGGCAUAAUCGGAAUUUCCAUUCUGGCUGGGUUCGUUGUCGGUUGCUUCACGCUGACCGCUACAUUGUUCGAUGGACAAGAGCCCUUUCCAUUGAUCUAUCCGUCACAUGCUUUCGCCUCCCUUCUUGCUACCUUUCUUGGGGGUGUGUUGUACUUGUGCGGGCGUACGGCAUCCAACGAAGAACUGCCUUUCUUACACAGAGCAAAUAUUGUGAUGCGAGUGUUGUUCUCGGCACUUUUUGGCAUUGGCAUCAUCCUGGUCGCUAGUCAGCCAGUGUUGACGAAUCUCCAUACGAUCGAGCUGUUGAUCUAUGAGAACAUAAAACAUCACGACGCAUGGUCUUCUCAGGCGAAAAGCAGCGAAAGUCUUGCUGAUGCUGUUGCGAACUAUCGCAAACGGUAUAAUCAGCAUCCUCCACCGGGCUUUGAUAAAUGGUACGAAUACGCCAACAGUAGGUCUUCCGUUGUGAUUGAUGACUUUGAUCAAAUCCAUAUGGAUCUUCUCCCGUUUCGUGCAUUGUCUCCCGCGAGGCUCCGAGACCUAACACGCGACUUGGCCACAAACCCAUUCAACGACAUUGGGGCGAUCAGCAUUAGGAAUGGCACGCCCAGAGUACAAGAGGGGAUCAAGCCAACUCAUGCCUGGAUGGUCCUGGGUGCUGCCAAAAUGAUCGAGAACUUCUCUCAAUAUUUACCCGACAUGGACCUGGCUUUCAACCUAAACGACGAGCCACGCGUGGCCGUGCCCUGGGAGGAGGCAUCCAAGUUGGAGACAAAAGCAAAAUCUCAUGGCCCGGCUCCCGAUAACAGCGUUGUAACUGUAUGGUCGGCGGACCGUGGCAUGCAGUGGGCUCCUAUAGAGCCAGCCGAUCAAACGACCGAGACAGUAUUUACAGAUAGCUCGAUACAACCUAUUUUCGACCGAUAUAUCCGCCAGCUAUGUCCUCCGUCCUCGAAAGCUCGGACGAAACGGAUCUGGGACCGGCGCCACAUUUGCCCGGACUGUGUGCGGCCGCACUCGAUGGGUCAGUUUCCCCUAGAUGCGAACAGCAUGACCGACAUAUGCCAUCAGCCGGACCUUGCAUCGCUUCACGGGUUCUUCCUUUCUCCUGCAUCAUUCAAAGUAUCCCAAGUCUUGACGCCUGUUUUCAGCCAAAGCAAGGUGUCUGGAUUCAAUGAUAUCUUGUUUCCUAGUCCGUGGAACUAUGUGGAUAAGAUCAAGUACGACCCGUCUGAUGAGUAUCCCGACCAGGAGUACGAGAAGAAGGAGAAUACGCUUUUCUGGAUUGGCAGCACGUCCGAGGGAGUGAGCCGGUCAGGGGAAUGGAAGGGAAUGCCUCGUCAACGUUUUGCGCACCUCAUCAACAACAAUACUCUGAGCCACGUAUCGGUCUUGCUGCCCGUUGAAGGUACCGAUAGCUAUCGGUAUGAGAUCCUAGACGGCUCAGCUCCUACGAAUAUCCUCGGACUGAACGCCACUGUUAACAUCCUGAAUCCUGUUCGAUGUGGCUCGGAUUGCGAGGCGCAAAAGGAAGAGCUGGGCGCCGCCUCCUCGGUAGAUUUCCAGUCCCACUGGAAGUAUCGCUAUCUGUUUGACCUGGACGGCGCGGGCUUCAGCGGUCGAUUUCUGCCGUUUUUACAGAGUCACAGUCUGCCCUUCAAGACUGGCUUGUUUCGACAGUGGUUAGACCGGCGGGUCACUCCCUGGCGCCACUAUGUUCCUAUUGAUGUCCGCCUGCACGGAGUGUGGAGCACUCUGGCCUACUUUGCCAAAUUCGACACGCCAGUCCGUGGAGACCCCACCGGUCAGCCCAAAGACUUAACGCAGCGACACGAUGCUCGAGGCAAGUAUAUUGCCGAAGAAGGACGCAAGUGGGCCGAGAAGGCCCUGCGGAAGGAGGACAUGGAGAUCUACUUCUUCCGCCUGCUGUUAGAGUGGGGUCGACUGACGGAUGAUAAUAGAGAUAUGCUUGGAUUUAAGAUGUGA
Molecule: messenger RNA, 2856 nt
Organism: Aspergillus udagawae
Lineage: Eukaryota; Fungi; Ascomycota; Eurotiomycetes; Eurotiales; Aspergillaceae
Product: putative capsular associated protein
Exons: 6
Coding region: 1-2856 (951 amino acids)
Source: RefSeq, a predicted model, not a curated record